AUGUCUCGCAUGUCCGUGGCAGCAUUCCUGUCCAAGGCAAAGUCCUCCCUUGCGCAAUCCCUCAGGAGCAAAGGCGACACUCCGGCGGCCUUCGUGAUCGGCAACGAAUCAGCGGACUUGGACUCCAUCACUUGUGCCAUCGUAUACGGCUACGUUCAUUCCAACACCCCUGCAGCUCGAAAAGCAGGCAAGUACAUUAUUCCGGUCACCAACAUCCCGGCAAGCGAGCUCCGACUACGACCGGAGCUCACUGCAUUGCUCAAGCAUGCCAACCUCAAGCCCUCGGAUCUUGUCACUUUGGACGACCUUGGCAAGAUCCAGGACGUGCUGCCUCCCUCUACGACAUCAUGGACGCUGGUAGACCACAAUGUUCUGCAAGAUGCACUCGGCGAGCACUUCUCCGCCAGCGUGACUGGCGUGAUUGAUCACCACGAAGAUGAAGGCAAGGUCCCAGAAGACGCCCAGCCACGAAUCAUCGAGAAAACCGGCAGCUGCAGCAGCCAUGUCGCUAACUACUGCCGGGAAACUUGGGAGCACGUUUCUUCGGGAGCAUCAACGAGUGGCGCUGCUCUCGGUCAAGGUGACGGCGCGAUAGAUGAUUCCGCCUACACCGUCACAUGGGAUGCUCAUGUGGCGAAGCUGGCUCUUGGCUCUAUCUUGAUUGAUACCAUCAACCUUGGUGAUAGCAACAAGGUCACUGAGCACGACAAAAAAGCUGUCAAAUACCUGGAAGCUAAGAUCAAUGUCUCGCCUCAAACGAGCAAGACCUAUGACCGCAACACCUUCUACCAAGAGAUCAACAAUGCAAAGUCCAAUCUGGACGAACUCAGCUUGCAAGAUAUCCUGGGGAAGGACUAUAAGCAAUGGACCGAAGGCGACCUCAGGCUCGGCAUCAGCUCUUGCGUGCGAAGCAUUGAGUACCUCGAGAGCAAGCAGGAGAAUCUUGUACCGGGGCUAAUCAAAUUCGCUAAAGAGCAUGACCUAGACAUAUUUGCGGUCAUGACGGCGCACAAUGAUGGCGCCUCGUUCCAGAGACAACUGCUACUUCUUGCCGUGAAGGAAGGCCGAGCUAUCGACCUGACUAAGAAGUUCGCUGAUCAGUUUGAACAGAAGCUGCAACUUGAUCAUAGCACCACAAAAUCCGAAGAUAGCGAAGCGCUCUGGUUGCAGCUGUGGGAACAGAAGAAUCUUGCUGCGAGCAGGAAGCAAGUCGCUCCGAUGCUACGGGAGGCGAUGCGGUAG
Messenger RNA from Saxophila tyrrhenica, 1242 nucleotides. It is a transcript of the gene PPX1, whose product is annotated as Exopolyphosphatase. Gene Ontology annotation, cellular component: cytoplasm. NCBI's taxonomy places the organism in Eukaryota, Fungi, Ascomycota, Dothideomycetes, Mycosphaerellales, Extremaceae. Gene Ontology annotation, molecular function: exopolyphosphatase activity. The coding region runs from base 1 to 1242 and encodes 413 amino acids. The transcript has a single exon. The record is from RefSeq and is a predicted model, not a curated record.